Messenger RNA from Mus musculus (house mouse), 16349 nucleotides. RefSeq names its product RIKEN cDNA D130037M23 gene. NCBI's taxonomy places the organism in Eukaryota, Metazoa, Chordata, Mammalia, Rodentia, Muridae. Bases 12946 to 14775 code for a protein of 609 amino acids. The record is from RefSeq and is a predicted model, not a curated record. The transcript has a single exon.
AAAAAAAAAACCUAAAUGCUGAGAUGAAACUGGCAACUGUAGUUCUUCAAUACACUAAUACACAAUAUUGCUAAGGUAAACUGGAUAAAAAGUACACAGAAACUCACUGAAAAACUCUAUGUGAAUAUAUAAGUAUUACAAAAUAAAAAACUUAAUUCAAAAUCUGAAACAAAAAAGCAUUUUUAUAAACAGAGAACACAGCCACCACCGUAACCUCAUCCUUCCCCACACACAUCUAAACUCCAGGCCCUGCCUGGUAAGGCCAGCUUAUCUUCCAUUCUACCAAAAGCUACUUGCACAUUCAAUACAAUCCCAAUCAAUAUCUCUAUCUCAUUCUUCACAGAAAUACACAAAAGACUAUCUGAAAUUCAUAUGAAAUUAGACCCUAGAUAGCCAAAGCGGCCUGAGCAAAAUGACUACUGUUGGACAGAUUACCAUUCCAGAUUUCAAAUUAUAUGAAAGCAACAGUAAUAACAACAGUAUGGUAGGGACAUAAAAACUGACAACAGACCAAAGGAACAAAAUUUCAAUUUUCCAGAUACAAAUUGCCAAAUGUUUAUUACUUUCUUUCUUCCAAAACUACAGGGGGAAGGGUAAUGUGGGGGACAGGGAGGGGUGAAGAACUCCUGGAGGGGGAACCAGGAAGAGGGAGCAACAUUUUGAAUGUAAAUAAAUAAGACAAUUUUUAAAAACUACAAGUUUAAAAAAAAAAAAAAAAAAAGCCAGGCAGUAGUGGCCCCAGCACUUGGGAGGCAGAGGUGGGCGGAUUUCUGAGUUUGAGGCCAGCCUGGUCUACAGAGUGAGUUCCAGGACAGCCAGGGCUACUCAGAGAAACCCUGUCUCGAAAAACCAAAAUAAAUAAAUAAAAUAAAAUAAAAAAUAAAUAUAAACUACAAGUAACUUUUACAUGUAAGAGUCAGUUAAAUUCAACUGGAUCUCUGAUAAAUUAACUGUCUUAUAACAAGAGUAUUAUCAUUCCUCACUCCAAUCUCUAAUAUCAAUGCUGCCAUUCCUUUCAUUUAAUACACAUCACUGCAUCUGUUAUUGAUACUUUUAGCAAUAAUGAUAGAUCAAAGUCAUUACACAUUUGUCAGAACCCACGGAACAACAUAAAGAGCAAAGAUGUGGCUUUGGUUAGUAACAAUGUAUCAGUAUUAGCUUAAUUGCAAGGAAUGUGUCACAUGAAUACAAGCUGGUACAUAGGAAAUAAAAAGAUAGCAUGGUACUUAAACUAAUAGCAACUUUUUUUUUUUGCAAGCCUGAUACUACACAAAGAGCUUAGGUAUACUUAGAAAAACAAAAAUCUGAAACCAUGUUGCAGAACUGAAUACUGCUUUAAGAUAAACUGCUCUAUGGAAUUUACUGGCUCAAAUAUUAAUACUAAUAUUUCUUGUAAAUUGAACUGUAUUCAAGUUAUUUCAAAAUUUUAAAGCCGGGCGUGGUGGCGCACGCCUUUAAUCCCAGCACUCGGGAGGCAGAGGCAGGUGGAUCUCUUGAGUUCAAGGCCAGCCUGGUCUACAAAGUGAGUUCCAGGACAGCCAGGGCUAUACAGAGAAACCCUGUCUCGAAAAACCUAAAUAAAUAAAUAAAUAAAUGCCAUAUGAUAAACUGGCAUUCACCAAAAAGGAAAAAAAAAAGAUUUAUUUGUCCAUAACUUCCUGACUUAUGUGAACCCAAACACUUUUCUCUAAUGCUUAUUUAAAUCUUUAGAGAUUAGCACUAUGCUAAAGAAAUCAGAUAUGUCGAACAUACUUUUAAAAAACACUAAUGUAAGAGUGAAAGCAGCAGAUUUGGAAAAGCUGGAUUUAUAUUUCUAAUCUCACUCAAUGUCACUGAGAAACUAAAAGUCCUCCAGCAUGGCACUGCACUCACAGUUUCUUUGUUAAUCAAAGGAGAAAGGAAAAGGCUUAUUCAACCUAAACUAGUUCCAAGUCAGUAAUGAUGAGACAGGAAAAUAUGACAUCCUAAGAAACAUGCCUUCUGUAUACAAAUUACCUAAGAAAUACAUUAGGAGAAAGUUAACAUCAUGGUCAAGAAAACAUGUAAUUGACAGAAAUUAAUUCUAAAGUGUAACUAAUAAACCAAGGUCCUUUGUGAAAUACUACGUAAACUACACUAAGAAGUGGCAUUUAUAUAAAGAUCAAAUAAAGGACUGAAAUAACUGUCCUUUGAUGAUUUACUAAAUUACUAAAGAGUUGAAAUAAAUGUUUAUAGACAAUUAAUGUGGUUUUGUUUUGUUUUGUUUUUAAGAGAGUAAGAUUCAGCUGGGUGGUGGUAGCGCACACCUUUAGUCCCAGCACUGGGGGGGGCAGAGGCAGGUGGAUUUCUGAGUUCAAGGCCAGCCUGGUCUACAGAGUGAGUUCCAGGACAGCCAGGGCUACACAGAGAAACCCUGUCUCGAAAACAAACAAACAAAAAGAUAACAACUGUUUUGUUAGCAUGUGUAUUAAAUUAAAUCAUAAAAUAUUAAGAUAUAGUUUAAUUUAUGAGUCAAAAAUAGAAAGAUUAUUACUAAAUUUUUAAAGAAUAUACCUUGAAAGUAAAAGCAUAUCAACUAAAAUUCUAUUUGAAGGUUUUUUUAUUUAUACAGGGACAUAAACCCAACGUUUCUUACAUUCUAAGCAAGCAAUCUAGCACUGACCUAUAGCCCCAUUUCUCUAUUAUGAAUCUUUUAAAGUCUUCACUGUGUUUCUGUGAAUAAUAAGCAUGAAAGUGUAUCAUUUCCCUUCAUUUCAGGAAUCAAAUAAAUGCUUGUCUAACAUACAAGGGCCCUGGGUUCAAUCCCCAGGACUGGAAAAAAAAAAAAAAAAAAGAGCAAGCAAGAAAGACAAAACUGAUAAUACUAGAAACAAUUUCAAUAACUAAGAUAAGAAUGAUUAAAGAUAUGACUACAGAUGACUACUAAGGGAUGGGUGAGGUGGUUUGGCAGGUAGCACUUGCUUCAAAACCAGAGCCACAUAGUAAAUGAAAGGAAUCGACACCCAUAAGUUGUCCUCUGACCUUCAUAUGCUCACUGUGGUACUUACAUGCUGACAGACAGACACAGGCAGGCAGGCAGGCAGGCAGGCAGUUUGACACACUCAUGCACAUACAGUGCACAUAUUCUCUCUCUCUCUCUCUCUCUCCCCUUCCCUCUCUGUCUCUAUGUAUCUCUGUCUCUCUCAGACACAUACCCUCUCACCCCCUCGCCCCCCCACACAAAAUAACAAUAGUAAAAUUUAUACGUAAAGAUAAAGAACAAAGUUUGCUUGCUUGCUCUUUUCCUUGGGGGGUAAAAAGGUGACUACAAUGGUCUUUGGUUUAGAAAUGGCUUUCUCUUACCUAAGACAUAUCAAACAGUAUCUGCUAUCUAUGAACCCCUCCUAGCACACAGUACCAAAACAAUAAACUACACUUCAUGGAGACCCCAAAGAUCACAGGAAACCUAACCCAUAAAAUACUUUCAAGAAACUUGCUUGGCCUUUCUUUCAAGUUUAAAAGUAGAUCUAAUCAUGUAAGAUUAUCUUGGUAGGUCCCUUAAAUAAUGUCCAAAAUCUCCAAGGAUAGUAAAGGCCAACCUAUUAAUUCUACGGUGAGGGGGAAUUCAUUUUUAGAUUACAGGUUUCUCACAAAAGUCCCAGUGCAAAACCUCUACUCCAAGGUUUAAAACUGACCUAUGGUUUGAAAGCCAAGGGUAUCCUUAUCAGGUAGAUGUAAAGCUCUGAACUUUGACAUGACAUAAACAACAGAAUUCCAACACAGUGAACAGGAGCUAGGGAGAGGCUCCAUGAGUGAGAGUACUUGCUCUGCAAUCCUGUUCAUAUCUUCAGCCAGCCUAGCCAAGAAGGUGAGUUUCCAGUUCAGUGAGAGAUCCCAUCUCUGGCUUCCCCAACACAUUCACAUGCUCCCAUUAAUUACACACACACACACACACACACACACACACACACACACACACACACACAAAACCAAGGGGGGGGUUACCUUUCAUUGUCAGAGAUGAGUUACAAAUACUGGACAAAACCCAACAGAUAAAGAAACAAAAAUGAUCAGGACCUAAGGAUACAGAAGUCUGUAAUUCCAGCUGCUGGAGGGUGAGGGGUCUUUGAGAAAGCUGAAGCAGGAAUAGUGAAUGUUCAAGACUGAGCUACAGAGUGAGUUCAAGACUAGCCUGGGCAACUAAAACCAAGACUAAAGAUACAUGUUAAUACUAGAGACCCAAGUCCUAUUCCCAGUAAAGCAAAAAAUAUAAUAAAAAAUAAAAAUAAAUUUAAAGGCCAGGCAGUGUUGGUGCACACCUUUAAUCCCAGCACAAGAGGCAGAGACCGAUGGAUCUCUGAGUUCGAGGCCAGCCUGGUCAACAGAGCAGGUUCCAGGACAGCCAGGGCUAUACAGUAAGGUGCUAUUCUCGAAAAACGAAAACAAAAAUUUUUAAAUAACUUAAAGCCCUGUUUGUGUCGAUUAGAAUUAGUGUUACUAAUAUUACUAAUAUAAUAUUAAUUUUAUAUAUUUUUGUUUUGUCCAUAGAUAUAAAUACAAAUAUGUGUUCAUAAAGACUCCUUGGAAAGCCUAGGGUAGUACCCCUAGAGAAGUAAAUACAAGUACCCAGGCACUGCUUCAGAACUACCAUUUUCCUCUUAAAAUAACCAAGGAGGGGCUAGAGAGAUGUUUCAACAAUUAAAAGUCCUUGCUACACAAAUCAUGAGGGCUGGAGUUCAGAUCCCAGUACCCACAUAACAAGUCAGGUAUCCUACACAAGCCUGAAACCUGUAAGCCCGUCCUAGCAGGUGCAAAUAGGAUUACUGAAGCUUGCUGGAUUCCAGCCUAGAAAAAAAAAAAAAAAAAAAAAAAAAGAAAGAAAGAAAGAAAGAAAGAAAGAAAGAAAGACACAAACAAACAAACAAGAGCUUCCGGUUCAGAGAGUAGGAUACCAAACAAGGAUACCUUCUGGUCUCUGCACCUGCACAAGUAAGCACUCCCACACACACAUAGAUCUUUACAAUAAUAACAAGAUAGUAGCAGAUUUGUUUGGAGCAUUUAAAAAGCAUAGUUACAUUCUAAAAUUAAUAUUUUAAAAAGCCAAGUGGAAGAAGUUCUCACUAGCUAAACAGAAACAAGAGGGCUAGGAGCACAGCUCUGUGGGAGUGAACUAGCCUACCAUGCUGGAUCACCAGCCCUGCACAAAAUAAUGAGCAUAAAAAUUAAUGAGACUGAAUUUUAACACUAUUAAUAGGAAGCUUUGACUCUAAAUAAAUAUAAGUAAAUUUAAAAUAUGAGGAAAAAUUUUUACAUGUUUCAAAACACCUAUCUUUAAAAUACUAAUUACAAAUAGAAAAAAAAAAUACUUUGAAAAAAGUAGGCAGUGGUGGCACAUGCCUUUAUUCCCAGCACUUGGAAUGAAGAGGCAGGAGAACCUCUAAAUUCAAGGCCAACCUGGUCUACAAAGUGAGUUCCAGGACAGCCAGGGGUGUUAACACAGAGAAUCUCCAUCUCAAAACGCCAAAACAAACAAACAAAAACUUGAAAGAAGUUUGGCAGUCACAACCUUUGUCACUUAAAUAGUGUGAGUAGUGGACAAGCUACAAUUACCUGGUACGAUGCCAUAAGAACACAAGAGAGCCUGAUAAAGAUGCUGAGAGUUAAUCCUAAAACUCUAAUUAUGAAAUCUGUAAGAAAUUAAUGCAAAAACAUAAGACGCUGAAAAUGAUGGAAUAGUCAACAAAACAAUGAAGCUUGCAGUUUUCAAACAUAUCAGUGCCUUGAAAGGCAGACACUGUUCCAAAAUGCAGGAGCAGAAUGACAAGCCGCUGUAACACAUAAAGACAACAAACAGGGUUUAGCAGGUAGUGUUAAAUUCGACCUCUGACAGUCUUGAUGCGAUUAUCAAAGCGCCUUCUUUAUAAGAAAGAAACAUGGGAGUAUUUCAGAGUGAUAAGGCAUCAGAUGGGCUAUUUAUUGCCAAACAGGUUAAAGAACAAAUAGAUUCAAUUUGUAUGUCUUGCCUCAAAACUUAAGACAAAGACUAGGGAUAUAAUUCAGGCAAAGACUAUUGUUGAGCUUCCUCAAAACUCUGGAUUUGAUUCCCAGUACCAUAUAAAACCAGUCCUGGGAACAAGUAAUGACGUGUGCCUGUAAGGACAGCACUCAGGAGAUGGAGACCGGAAGAUCAAGUCAUGUUUGCUACCAAGUGAGUUUUAGGUCAGUCUCUCACACACACUCAAGAAAAACCUCAAACAAGAGAAAAUUGUUCAAAAAGUCUGCAGCCAUUUUAAAAACCUGGGAAGAGUAUGUAUCUACAGAGUAAUCAGACUACCAAGGAUUGGGGAGGGAAGAGGACAUCAAAUAAAAUCAAACAGGCCUGGUUAUCCAGUCCCACAGCCUACAGUCAGUCACCUAAAGUCAGCCAUAGUCUAAAACUAUUUGAUAGGCAGUUCCAGAAAUGAACAAUUCUCAAGUAAAAUGGCACACUAUCCCUUUGUGCAGUGCAUCCACACUGUGUACACACCCUACCUAUCAGUCACGUCAUAGCCAUCUAGGGCAUCAAAUACAUGGCAGAGGUAUUUCAGUGCUAUUUUAUUUAAUGGGCUCAAAAUGUAAAUAGGCUAGUAAGACACACACACAUACACACACACACACACAUUUCCUUUUCAGAAAAAAAGGUACAAGUUCUUGGUAAUAAAUAUACUAAACUCCACAAUAAGAAUCCAUCUUAUGCCAGGCAGUGGUGGCUCACACCUUUAAUCCCAGCACUCGGGAGGCAGAGGCAGGCGGAUUUCUGAGUUCGAGGCCAGCCUGGUCUACAGAGUGAGUUCCAGGACAGCCAGGGCUACACAGAGAAACCCUGUCUCAGAAAAAAUAAAAUAAAAUAAAAUAAAAAAUCCAUCUUAUGGCCAGGGUAGUGGUUAGCAGUACACACCUGUAACCCCAAGCACUGUGAAAGCAGAAGCAGAGGAAUCAGAAGUUCAGGGCCAACCUCAGCUACCACAGUGAAUUCAGUUAGCCUAGGCUAUAGAACACCCUGUCUCCAAGUUAGCAACAAGGAAUGUUCCUUCUAUCUAUGAAAUUGUGAAGAUAUUUACAGUAGUUUUGUUAUCCCACCCUAAACAGCAAAGGUUACAGCCACUGGAGCUGGGGCUAGUCACCUAGUAGACUACCUGCCUGGCAGUAGAGGCCCUCAAAGCCAGUAUUUACCACUAAAAAAAAAUAAAAUAAAAAAAAAGUUACAACCACACUAUGUGGCAAGUGCUUAGUUAAGACGGAAAAGGCAUACAAUUACAGGGCUUGGUACUAUCUGUGGUUACAGGCAUCCACUCCACUAGGGCAGGUGCUGAAAACAAGCAUGAAAUGUAUCUCCAAAGAUACGAAGUUUCUUAAGCAAGGAUUAGGAGAAUUGCAUCUGAGCAGUCAGUCAGAUUGUAGACAAAAUUAUAGUAGGAUGUGCUGAAGCUCCGAUGUAGCUAUUUGUCCUGUGGGAAAGCUGGCAAGCCAGCAGGAUGCUGGACAGAGGAAGGCAUCUCCUGAAGAACAGGAAACACCUGUACCAAGAAGCCAAGCGAUCCACAUGUCCUGAAGCUGAACACACUAAUACAGCCCUCCUCCUCUAACAAGUACCAAGGCAAGAACAGCAAGUAUUCAUGUGCUGGGAAGACAGAUAGAUCAAUAAGGUACAGGGUAGGCCAUUAAUAAAAACUUUAUCCACUAGAAAAAAAAAGAAACAUAGUAUCUGAAGCAAGCCCAAAACCACAACAGAUCUACCAAGCACAAGAUCAAAUUUCAAGUAGAAAAUGGAAAAAAAAUAAUAAAAAAUUUAAUAACUCAGAGAUUCUAGAUUCUAGGUUAUAUGUAGACCAAAAUACUGCUGAACAAUAGCAACCAACCUCUUUGGAAAAAAAAAGUUCUUAGGAACUGUAUUUAAAAAAAACAAAAACAAAUUAUUAUGAGCUGAAAAACAAGGAGUGAGCUGGAAUAGUAAGUCUUAAGAGUCUGCCAUAACUCAGAAUACCCCAUAAAUAUCUACAAGUGUUGGAAAACAUUCUUCCCUUUCCUGGAAAUGUAACUGGAUGGGCUGAUUUUCUUCAUAUAUUUCAAUCAAAGCAACAUAUUGCAACAGAUGGAAAAAUCUGAUAUGAGAUUUGAGAUGCUUUACACUAAGCCCAACAUAAAACACUUGCAAAAAUGCAAAGCCAUCCUAUUUUUCCUUUAUUAUAGUCAGUUCUCCAAAUCCCUAAGUUCAACCACGGUGAAAAUACUCAGAGGGAAAUUGCAUCUGUAUUGAAUACAUACAGACUUUUCUUUCUUGUCGUUAUUUCUUAAACAAUGCAUCAUUUACUUAGUAUUUACGCUGGAUUUAGUAUUACAAGUCAUCUAACCUCAUCUUAAAGUAUUUCUAGUAAAUGGGCUUUGAGUUAUACAAUUAGAAUAUAUACAAUAUAAGGGACCUAAAUAUCCAUGGCGGGAAUUGAAACAAUCCACAUGUCACAACUGUAUUUGUUUUAGAAAAUAAUUUUUUUUUUUGCUAGGACAAUGUUAGCAGGCAAUGGUUUUUAAAUUUUAAUUUCUAACAAGAUUAGUAAUCUAUAGCUGACACAAACCCAAACUUGCAGAGGAUCUCAAUUUGUAGAAGUACUGGGAAUUCUAAGAUCAAAAUACCAAAUAAUCUUAAAACUGCUACUAUUUCUCACAAUCAUGCAUUAAUUACAACAGAGAGACUCAGCCAACCUGCAAAUGAAUGUAAAGUCAGUCCCAAAGCAAGCAGUUCAGACUACAGCUGGUCUGAGAUGACAAGGCUCAAUUCACAGCCGUUUCGCUUUACAAUGCAUAAAACUAAUACACACUCAGCAGAAGCUAUUUAAAACUGUGAUCACUUCGUUGUUUUUUUUUUUGUUUGUUUUUUAAUUUUUUGGUUUUUCGAGACAGGGUUUCUCUGUGUAGCCCUGGCUGUCCUGGAACUCACUCUGUAGACCAGGCUGGACUCUGACAUCUGCCUGCCUCUGCCUCCCAAGUGCUGGGAUUAAAGGCGUGUGCCACCAGUGCCCAGCUAAUUUUGAUCACUUCUUCAACCAGUAAUCCAAAGUAUGGUAUUUCUCAGAAGAAAAAAAAAAAGUAUCAGGAGAAUCAAUAAUACCCUAUAGUAAACUGGGUUGCCAAAGUUGUUUUGAUACAGGCACUCAAUACAGGAGAUACUGAACACCUGCUAUAAACUAAGCUUUGUGUGAGAUGAUUUUGCAGGAUUAGGAAGUGUUCUGAGCAUGGGUAAGGUAGUCCUACCUAAGCCAUCACACUUGGUAGGUGUGCUAAAAUGAGUACAUUCUUGAUUAGUUCCAGCUGUGAUCAGUUUGUCAGCAUGCAAUGCCGUCCCAUCAUAAGUUCAGAACAUCUGUACUUUCUAAGUUCUUCGAUCUUCUUUCCAUUUUCCCAUCCUCUCGCUGUAAUACUCAUCAGUCAUAAUUUCAUGGUGCUGUCAAUGUGCCUUUCUCAAUCCUUCUGGCACACCAAGAAGCCUAGAAUAGCUCACUAUGCACAAAGACCGGAAUAUGUGUGUCCCCAUGAAUAAACUUCACAGGCAUUAUUACACCUUAUUUUGAUUACACAAUGCAUUUUUGUUGUUUCCUAGGGUUUCUUAAAACAUGCUAUACAAUUAAACUCAUAGAUGGUACAGCUCACAUUGAGUAGGGUGCUAUUUCACUGUUUACUUUCAGAUGUUUUCUGUUCUCUUUCACACUAUCAUUUACAAUGCAUGUCAAGGACUUUAUGCAGUGGAACAAAACUGGAAGUGACAAAAAUAAUGUGGUAGAGUAGCAAUGCAAUUAUGGAUAGAGACAGACGAAUGCACACAACUGGAAAAGUCUGACUGCAGAGACACUGAGGCAGGAAAAGAAAAUCAAUGACACAGCAUAAAACAAAGUGGUACACUAAUAAACAUGAACAUGCCAUGGACACUGAGCUGGAAUGCAAACAUAUCAGAAUUAAACAGACUGAUCAAAUCGAUUCUUUUGUCUCAUAUUUCAAACACUUUGAGGAGAAAUGCAUGGCCUAAGGAACUUUGGAAAAAAGAGGCAAAGCAAAAUAUAACUAAAUUUUUGAUGAACAUGGAAAAAUAGGAUAAACCAGUACAUUAAUAAAAGAAAAAUAAAAAAAUUAAAGGAAUUAGAAGAGAGAGUUGAGUAAUGGCAGGCUUUAAAAUUAGGAAACCCAAGAGAGGAGAAAGAUAAACUGUAAACCUGAAAACUGGGAGUACAAUGAGAGUAGGUGAGACCAGUGCUGAGGAAGGAGAGAAUACGUGUGAAGGGGAAAUGAAAUUCCCCUAAUUCAAAUGUAGGUAGCUCAGAACAGAAUACAUAUAUACAUUUUGUACUCCAACAAAAAUAAUGUGCAUUCAAGAAUUAAUCUAUUAUGAACAGUUAAGAAAGUGUAACACUGCUGUCAAGAAAGGAAGUGAGAAAGCCAUUCAGUGUUGUGGGUCCUUGUUCAACAACAAACAAAACAGAAAAAAAAAAUGGAUGAAUAAGACAGAGUCAAGAUUAAAAUGGAAGCAACAAAGUAGGUGUAUUUAAAGAAACUCUAAAUAUCAACAAUUAUUAAGAAAUGCAUUUGCUAUCCAACUCACUAAAUUCUGUAUAAUCCCAAAUAGUUUGUAAAUAUUGACCUACUCUUUUCCUAUAAUAACAAGGAACUUAAACUCUAAAAUAAUAUUAUUGAUAAGCAAUUAUUUCAAAUAAAUGCCCAAAUAAGUACCUAAUUUUCUCAGGAUUUAAAGUAUGGUCCUUGGCAGAUGGUGUUUACUACAAAGCAUUUUUUAAAUGAAGAGUCAAAAAUAAAAAAAUAUAUAAAAUGUCUAAAACAACCAAAUUUCAGAAGUUUAUUACCAAUAAUAAAUGUAAAAUAUCCCUAUAGUUAUUACUUGGUUAAAAACAGCACAAUAAAAACUGUUUGCAUUCUUUAAUCUCUUGAAGCAUUUUAUACAUGACAUCAACAAUAACCAGCUUGUUCUUAAAUGGCAAGGAAUCACCAUAAUACUGAACCAGGAGAAGCUUUGAAAGCUUGUGGUUGUCUUCAUUACCAAGCCUCUCUAUGCAAUGCAGGCAAACACUCUGGAAAUAUUUUAUCUCACAAUUUUCCCUCACACAAUGCUGAAAAUAUAUAGAUUUUAAGGCCAUUCAGAAAGACUUCAAAGCACUGUCUUGUAAGUAAGAAGAAAUCUCUUUUCAAUCCGUUGCUUCAUUUUAAACAAGUCUCCAAAAAUAUUUGGCUUGAGAAUAGUAUAAAACCUAAAAUUCAUUAAGCUAAUUUGAUGCUAAAUUUACCCAAUUUUAACUGCAAAAUAAAUGCCUUGUUGAGGAAAAAUGGAAUCAAAGGUUCACAAAGGUGGAACAUCUCAUUUUUAACAUGUCAAAAUCUAAACACACUACUCUUUCAAAAAUAACCUACUUCCUUAAGGGGUGGGGGUGUUAAAUAGGUAUUUUCAAGUGACAAUACUUUAUACAAAACGGAAUGACACAAAAACAUCUUUGCAAGUGUUCAUUCUCUAAAAGACUUGCUCUAUUCAGGCUUUGAGGCUGGAGCCAAGUAGAAGCCAUAAAAGGGAAGCGAAGUUCAAUGUCAUUUAUUUUGUUUCCCUCUUUCAUAUGCUCAAGAUUAACCUCUUUUGCUGCCUAAUUAUACGUCCCCAAAUCAUAAAGUCCACCAGUCAUGCACUUUAAACUCCUUCAUAAAGCAAUCUGACUUUUAACAGGAAUAGCUUGAUGGCUCACAAAUCUCACCAAUAAAAUAAAAAUGAAAACAAAAACUCUAGAGACCAGGCCCUAAUAACACAACAACAUAAAUACUGGAACGAUUCUCCUUUUGAAAUGUACUUAAUGAAAGCCAAACAGCCAAGAACAAGUUGUGAGCUCACUUGAUCCUGAUCUUUAAAACCUACCUUUCUUCUUUUGAACUAAAGGAAGUCAACUCUUUUUCCUCAGGUUUCUGGUAAUUAUUCUGGUAAUAUCUGAUUAAACACCAAUUUAAGCUUAAGCUACAUCUACCUAUAGUUAAUAUUUAUUUAAAAUACAGUAUUACCUGUCACUUCCCUUACCACAAAAGUACUUGGAGGCAGGGGGAGCAAAUUAAACUUUAAAAGACACACACAAUUGAAACACUACUAAGGGAAAAGACAGCAGGGUUUACUGCAACCAAAAUUAGUUCUACCCAUAAAGAAAACUCCAUCGGUUCAGAAGCGUCCCUAGGUCUGACUGGUGGAAUGUCUGCCAUGCUUCACGAAUUCCUGCCCGAACAGUCCGUACCUAUCACUUAUUAGGCAGAAGCAAACAAAAACAGAUGGGCCAACACACAUACAACUGCAAAACAGCGCCGCUUUUUCCGCACAGUGUGACUCUUCUGAAAAUUUUAAGGGUUUUAUUUCGCUUCCCUUCCAGUGUUGUUCCUAUUCGGAACUGCAUACAAGUCCUGACCAAUCAACUACUUGCAGGUGUUUGGCGUUUUGUUUUGUUUUUGUAGCCAUAUCCUUCUCCGUCCUCAUCCCUAAUCUUUACGACAUUCUGUUUCCUAGAACGCCAGUUUCAAGAAAAAUCUAGCAGCUACUCUUCAAUCAAGUAACCAAACAAGCACUGUUAAGCUACUGACUGAAAAGAACGCACGACUUACUACUACUACAAGCGGCGCCUUCGCUGUCCAGAAAAAGCAAUCGGGAAUGGCAGGCAGCCGGUUUCUAAAGUCCAAAGAACCAGACGUGUUCUACCGAAACGACCUCCGCGUAGGAUUAACGCGAAAACCAAAACAAUCGGCACCAACAUAAACAAAUGUGGCAGCCAUCUCAGGGAGAGGGAAUCAAUCUCUCCCCGCAGCCAGAAGACUCAACUUUCUUCGGAAACAAAAGUUGCCAGCCUCAGCAACUUGAUAUACAAUGUAUACGUCCCGGAGCACUAAAACUUCUGGCCCUCCUGCUCAACAAAGGAACUCUUUCUUCCGAUGGCUGAAAAACUUUUCGUCCCACCGCAUUCUUACAAUCCCCGUCUUAAAAAGAAAGGAAUCCAGACGGUAGACGGGGCGAGGGGGAGAAAUCAGUUCUACUAUUCGGCGGCUAAAAUGCCAAGGCACGGGAGAAAGAAGGGAGACGAGUCGGGCAGAGCGAGGUGGACUAAAGUACCGUCGCUUCCGGCCCACGAACUUGGCUCGACGCUUCCCGUAAAAGAAAGAAAAAAAAAGAAAGAAAAGAAAUUACCUCUCAGGGUGUCUCAGGGCAGCCGUCCCGAGGCUCGGCUUGACAUGGUUCCCUGCCCUUCCUCAGUGGCUCCGGGCCCCGCCGAGGCUCCCGUGAGGACGAGGCGGAUGUGGAGCUGCCGCCCGGCCGGCCGCAGCAGUGCGGCUGCUCCGGUGGGGGCUGGGGUGCGGGCUGGCUUCCUGCUCGCGACUUGUGUCAGGAGUUUCCCAGCCCCGGCUCGCUUCUCCGCCGAAGGAAAAAACUUUUCACUCGUGACACCGCCCGGAAUUGCCGUGCGAAACUCACUUCCUGCCUGGGUGAAAAGCAGGCUCCAGCUCGGGGCCCGGGAACCCGGAACCCCGGGGUGGCGCGCCGCGCCGCCGAGGGGGAGGGGACGGCGCCCGCCCCGAGCCGCGGAACCUCGCGCGGCCCACGGGGGGCGAGGACGCGGAGCUCGGCCGGCCUGGGCCGCACUAGGCCUCCGCCCCCACAGCCGCGCCGCGCGGGUAUUGUCUCGAGUGCGCCGGCCGCGCCCUGCGCCCGCCCGGCCCCCGCCGCUCCGAGCCGGAGCCGACCGGCCGCGCAGGCUGGAAGGCGACCGUCCGUCGGGCGGUCCGACCGGCCGGCCCUGUCUCUGCCACUCGCGCUCGAACCCUCCGGGCUUCCCGCCGCCGUCCCUGCGCUCUCCUCCGUCCUCUUUCCCUGCGGUCGCGGCCGCGGCGGCGCGGUCUCCUCGGGAGCUCGCGGGCCCGCGCCGGGGGCCCAGGCUGCGUCGCGCGCCGCCGCGCCACCUUCACUCUCGAGCGGGAGACGGAGAGGGGAGGCGAGGCGGAGGAGAGAAAGGAGGAGGCGGACCCGGGCCGGGCCGGGGUGGAGGGAGUUUCUGCUUCACAGGCCUCGGCGGCAACAGCGCCACCGCCCCGGCGGCUAAGGGGGCCGAGGCUGCGCGCGGCGGCGGCGGCGGCGACGGGGGCGGGGCGGGCUCCCGCGGGGGCGCCCCAACCGCCCACAGCCAGGCGAAGGCCGGCGCGAGCCAGUCAGCGCGCACGGGGUCUACGCGGUCGACGUCGGCGGCGGGGGGCGCGGGCCGGGGGCCGCGGGCCGGCGGGGAGGCGCGCGGCGGGAGGCCCGCCACCCACCCUCCCGAGGCCCGGGCCGCCGGGCUCCCCUCCGCCCCCCACGACCCCGCGAGGCCUCCGCCGCCCGGGCCGAUCGAGUUUCUUUGUACGACCGUAAUUGGUGCAAAGAGGUUGUUCGAGUGCAGCCCCGAUUUCCAGGCAGCAGGUAUCUCUUUCAGCUGCAGCACUCCGACGCCUCUAAUGGCACGCUCAGGUUGCAGGAAACCACCGCCGCUGCUCCGUGCAGCUUCUUCCCACGCCGGGCCGGCCUCCGAGCUUGCUGCAAGCGGCGACGCGGCCGGGGGCCCCUCCGAGGAGACAAAGCUGGUGCUGGGAGGCGGGGAGCGUGGCCCGCGAAAUUGCCUCAAGACGGUGCCUUUGUUAGAGGAAACAUUGGAUGCACUCCGAGCGCCGCGAAGCCUUCCAGCCCCUACGCUUUCGGGCGUGCAGUCGUUCAGUCAGUCGCGCUGGCCCUGGUAGUUCUGCCUGGCAGGGUUUGCGUUUAUUGCAGAGAGAGACUUAAGCAUUCUGUCAACACAUAUGGCUUAGAAAGCUUCAACCAUAACAUUGCCGUUUUUACAGUUACUGCUUUAAGUAUGUUAGCAGACAGAACAUCCUUGUUUUACCCGAGGGAAUGGAAUAGAUUCUGGGCAAACCAUCGUCCACCCCCACUCUGCUGUAUUAACUAUGCACAGGGAUGGUAAUUAGCCUCUGGGUCCUUCAAGCCACUGGUUCAGUUCUUCCGUCUGUAGCCCAGAGAUAAUUAUUCAUCACCAACUUUGAAUAAAAAGCUAUAUGCCUUACAGAUGAGUUUUGGCUUGCAUCCAAGGGAAAGAGUUCACGAAGUCCACCAAAGAAUUAUUUACUAAAGUUGAGUUCUACGCCAGAGACAAAUACUUGGAAUAAUUCCAAAGAUAUUCAAAUCAUUUUGAAUUGAAGUGGAAGCAUUUUAACUACACCCAAAACUGCUAGAAUUAACUAACACGAGCGUUAGAUUCUUAGCCCGUAGAGGACAGUGGUACCAGGGUUUCAGAGCGGUCUCUGAAAAACAUUCGAUGACAGCCCCGGGAAUGGCAGAACUGGUCAUUUCAUCUUGGGAAUCUAUUUUAUACUAAUAGGGAUCUUAGCCAUUGUAUAUUUUAAAAACGGUGUAUUUGUACAGACUGUUUCAACGGACAUGAGAACGUUUUGUUUUACACCAUCUUUGGAAAAUGUUUGGAGUUUGAUCAGAGCUCAAUGGCAAGGCUAUGAUCAAAAGGUCUCUAUCCUAAAGUGUCCUGGAUGAAGCAGCCUCCAUCCAGUGAGAUCCCUGUUGACUCCUGGGAUUCCAGUACUACUGCAUCCUGUAGCUUUAGACCCUACUAAAUGUAACUGCCUAUGUAGUUUAGUAGUAGAAACCAUGCCCUGGGUUUGAUCUCCAGCACCAUGUGAGGAAAGGGAUAGUAGGAUAGAUUGAAACAAACCUAACCCCAGCCUAAAUAACAGGAAACCCCCAACUCUAGGUUAAAACUUGCCCUGGUCCUAGCCUUUUUUAAUGUAAAUUCCUGCUGGGGACUAUUGUGACUACCACUCUGACUAAAAGUCGCCAUAACUCACCUGAAAUUCUGUCAGUCGCACUUAUUCCCUCGGGGUUUAUUUCUCUAGAGCAAAGCCAUAAUCGCAGGAAAGGUAAUAUUUUAAGCCUUAACAGUAGUCAUUUAUACCUAAUUCAUCAGAUUGAUCUCUAAAGCAGCUUUUAGUGGAAGGAGAAAACGAAGAUAGCAUAUGUCGAUGCUGAGUGAAGAGAGAAUGAGCCUCACUCCUUAGACAGUACAGAGAACAGGAAUACAGGCGACAGACGGUCCCCAUUCGACUGUUACCGAAGUUCUGAUUAUGCUGGAGAAUGAGCCCCAAGAAUGGUGCAUGUUUUACUAUGUCCUGUACAGCUGAGGCAGAGCUAUAAUAACAUUGCUCAUAAUUUUAAGGAAAAUGUUCUACUAGUUCAUGUGUUUGAAGUCGGGAUCCACUUUGCCUAUUUGGACAAAUGUUUCUUUAAUAAACCCUUAUGAAGUGUU